CCGCCGCCCGCCCUCUCUAUGGUGCCCGCCCCGCACCGCCGGCAGCCUGCGGCAGCACCAGCGCCCGCGCCUCCACGCCAUGCCGGCUGGCGGGUCCCGGCCGCCCGAGCCGCCGCGGAGCUGAGAACUGCUAAAUAUAUGCUGAAUCUUUCAUGCAUAAAGGACUACCUCUUUAUGACCUGGUCAUUAUCUUUGACAAACUGAUGAAACCAUAGGAAAAUGGCCUAAAAAUAUCUGGAGGGAGAUUAAGUGGUUCAACAAGUAACGCUCUAAUGGAUGACAGAGACUUUCCACCAAAUGAUCUGCAAAUAGACUCAAAGGACAGUCUUCCUGCUAACUAUAGGGUAGAAAGUUUGGCAUCUCAUUUGAUUCCUUCAGCUGAUGAAAAUGAAAAUCAACUUGACAGUGAUGGGAAUGAAGUUCUGAUCAGUAGUAGCAUUGCUAUGGGACGACAAGAUAAAGGUGAACAGGAUAACAUCAAUAAUAAUGAGAAUAUGGACAGUGGAGACUGGAUCCCAAGCUGUAAGGAAAGUGAGACUGAGAGAAGCUCUGUAAAUGUCCAUAUGGACCCUCAGCUGGAGGAAAAGCCUAUUACAGAAAAACAGCCAGGUGGAAAAAGAAGUCCAAGAAGCAAAAGAAGCUCCAAUAAAAAAGCUAAAGGCAUUUCUACAGUGGGAACCACAACGAUCCAGGAUGAAAAUGCUCUUAAUACAGAUACAGAUUUCGUUCAGGCUGAAAGUGCUGUUGAAGUAAAGGAAAAUUUUCAUCCAGAAGACCAAAACCAAACAUUGCAGUCUCUUUUCUCUUUGCUCCGUGAAGAGGUUGAGCAGAUGGAUUCAAAGAUACUGCCCCUGUGUCUCCAUCAGAUAGCUGAGACCUAUUUUCAAGAGGAGGAAUAUGAGAAGGCCAUGAAGUUCAUUCAGCUUGAACGACUUUAUCAUGAGCAGCUGCUUGCAAAUCUGUCUUCCAUACAGGAACAGUGGGAAAGAAAAUGGAAAACAGCAGUUCCCAGUCCAGUUACAACACUGAGGAAUUCAGAUAAAGAACUGAGUGGCCAAGAAUUGGAAAAGCUUACUAGAGUUUGCUCCUCUCAUCAACAGCCACAGGCAUCCAAAAAUAAGCUAGUAGCUGCAGAAAAUACAUGGGAAAGCAGUUGUUUACCUCAGUUAAUGGCAUCCAGAACUUUAAAGGAAAGAGAAGCUACUGCUUUUAAAUCAGGUACUGAAACUUGUCCUGGCAUUACACCAAAGAAAGAAGAUAAACAGCUGAGCGCUGUUUGCCCAGGUGAAAACAAAACUGAGAGACAGACAGAGGCAGCAAGUCUUCGGGUAGCUGCAGGAAAGGACCACAUGGAGGAGCAGCACUGCAGUGCUGAAUCAACAUUGGAGCCACACACCCAGUCCACAGGGACAGUGGGCAGGCCUUCCUCGGGCUGUUUAUCAUCUGGGGAUGCUGGUAAAGAUAACAGUCUGCAGCUGGGGGAAAGACAGCUCUCCAAGGAUGCAGUGAAAAUAGAAGGGGCUGGGGAGCCUGGAGUGAAACUCCCUCUUGAGCCAAUGGUAGAUGCUUUGGCUUUAACAGAUGAUGAUUAUAUGCCUACUGAUUUGGUUCCUUCUGAUAAAGAUGUGCCAGCUGAUAGAAGUCUGCUCAGAUCAAAACAUGCUGCUGGGUCUUCAGAAAUUCCUAGUGGCCAGCUUGGAAAUAGUGGCUUAAAGCAGCAACAGAUACAGCCUGAUGACAAUGAUGAACAGUCUUCAUGGGACAGAACUGCCUCAGGUGAAUGCUCUGGGUGUAAUGAAGUGUCUGAGCAUGAGAGUACUGACCAUUCACGGGUGUGCAAGGAAAUACAGAGAGCAGCAGGACAGGAGGAGAAGGUCAAUAAUGAACAAGAAGACUUAUUUCUGAGAUUUUUGAAUGGUAACAUAAUAGACACUGAAGAAUCUGCAGACUUAGGAAAUCAAGAGGACUUUGACACUGUUCCAGAUAUUUCACCUGAACGAGCAUCUUGUAACUCCCUGGAAGCUUUAUCACUAGAUGACAGCUUUUCUUCUCUUGAUGAACUUACAAGAAGGAUAGAGAUUACUGAGAUUACCCCAGUGGAAGGAUUGGUGUCUAUACUAAAGAAGAGAGAUGACAGAGAUGGAAAAACAAUUGCUCAAGUCCAGCAAAGGCAAACAAAAAGAAGAGUGAGAUUCCAAGAAAUGGAAGACACAUUGGAUCAAGAUGAAGUGUCUGGUGGCUCCUGUAUUUUGCUGAUCCUGCUGUGCAUAGCAACUGUUUUCCUUAGCAUUGGAGGAACUGCACUGUAUUGCACCUUUGGUGACAUGGAAUCCCCUGUGUGUACUGAUUUUGCAGCCAACAUGGAUUUCUAUUAUACACAGAUACUGCAGCGUGUGGAAGAACUCAAACACUGGAUAGCCUUCUCAUAGCUGAAAGGAGUGGACACAGCACACUGAGAGCUCACCAGUGGUUACUGGAGAGAGUAGAACAAAAUUGUGAUUUCAAGUUCUUUAACACUUGCCACCUGCAGGUGAUGCGUAUUUGAUGAUAUACUUUCACAUUUACUUAGAAAUCAAGAAAAUUUUAGUUUAGCAAUCAGGUGGCAAAAUGUUCACAUCAGUUCACAAGUGUAGCAGCGUGGUAUGGGAGCAUAAAAAGUUAUUAUCUUCAUCCUUUUGAAAGUAGGCAAGUAGCUUUUCAUCCACUAGAGCAAGUGAAGAAGAAGGAAGAAAAUUAACUGUCUUCUGUAUUCUCUCCCAUUGCCACACAUUGUGUAAGCAAUCUCUGGAAGCUUAGUAAAAGGACAGCUUUAAUUUACAGCUGUUUGUGCAAAGGUGUUGCCUCCAGCUAUCAUGCAAUAAGUCUUUGUUUUUUGGAAAUAUUAUUUUUUUCUAAGUCUUAAUGUUUUUAUCCAUUUUAUUUCUCCUGGUGAGCCAUGUAAUUAUUUGGGUGGAGUGAGAAGAGUGAAGUGGCAUUCACAGAGCCCUCAUUUGGUAAUUACCAGGGUGACCCUGUAUCUUACAGCUUGCAGUGAGUAUCAUGAAUGGGAUAAAUCUGCUGGCAGAUUUCACUAAAUUUCUUAGACCUUUGCUCUCAGUAUCAUGUGGGUUGUUUUAGAAAUGGAAGGUUAAAAAAUAAAACACUGGUCUCACUAAACACAGAAACAAAAAGAUGUUUACUAAAUUAUUCACAUUAAAUAAUCAAGUGGCUUUGGCUCAUUUUAAAGCACCUGGUAGCAGGUGUGGGGCUAACUGGGUUUUCCUCCAGCUAUGUCACUGACUUGGAGUAAUCACUUUGUGCCUCAGUUUCUCCUCCAUAAAUGGGGAAUAAUGAUCCUUGCCUUUGUCUAUGAAUAUUUAUUGGAAUUAGGGCUCAUGUCUGAUUCAUCCCAAAUGAGUGUGCAGGAUCACAGAACUGUGUGGCUGCAGCCUCUGUCAAUGAGUAAAGGUUGUGUCAAGGUGCACUGAUCCAACAGAAGAGGUUCAGAGGUUCACUGCAGAUCCACAGCCUGUUGGUAUUCCAGGGCACUUGUUCCAGCUGAUAAAGCACAUUGGCAUUUAUUUGCCCUGCAGUUCUGAGACCUGUAUUGUAAAAUCUGUUCUUUCUCUAUCAGCUUUACAAAGAAAUUUAGAUCAGUACAAAGAGUCAUUUUAAGUGAGUAUUUCUAUCACUUGGUGCUCAGCCCUCCCUGUGUGGUGGUGAGAGAAACACUGGCAGGACAGUGAAGGUGAGAAUUAGAUACACAGGCCUUUGGGCCACGCUCUGCUCGAGAUGUGGCAGCUGUUCUUGCACAGAGCACAGUGGUGCAGCCCUGCUGACGGUGUGAGUGUGAAACGAUUCCUUUACACCUCAGGAAACAGCAUUUUUGAGGGACCCACUUCACUCCACUCUGUGAUUUCCUGCUUAUUAACCUUGUAUGAUGCAGUGUGUUCAGGUUUAGGAUAUUAUUUUGUAAAAUGCUAUGAAGUGAAAUCUUUGAGAUACUGCUCAGAAUUAUAACAUUCAAGAUCAUGCUUUUUGACAUUUGCAAGCAAAUUGUCCCUCUGGUGAGCUUGAUUGUUCCUAAUGCACUGUUAUACUUAACGGGGUUUUAAAGUUAAAAUCAUGUUUUUUCUAGAAUAAACUGCAUGUAUGAUUUCUCUUUUGGUUUUCACUGUGGAGGCUUAGUUUAUUUAUACCCUAGGGAGCCUCAUGUGCAGCUUUAUACUAAAUUAGCAAAUUUCAAAUGCCCAAAUUACUGAAAACUUUUGCUUUUAGAAUGAAACUUGAGAAUGGUAGUUUGGGGGUUGUUUGUUUGUUGUCCUCAAGAGUAUCAUAAUGCUGGGCUACUCUAAAGGAGAAAGGGAAAGACACUUCUGUGUUUUACUGGCUGGUUCAGUUUAUUAUUUGAAUUCUGGGGUUUUUUGUUUAUUUAUUUAGUUUUUCUUUUAAAGAGCAGCUUAAUUUUCUAUUUUGGCAAUUUACUCACUGAGUAAUUAAAAAGCAUGCUUUCAGUUAAAGUAUGUAUUUAUAGUGACUAUGUAGUAACUUGGCAUUGAGUGUUUCUGGAUAUUAAGUUUAUUCCUAAGGAGACAACUGUUCAUUUCAGCUUAAAAAAUUAUAUUUUUAACUUUUUGUGCACUUCAUCACUAAAAAGAUCAAGAGGUAUUUAUAGAUCUAUUUAUUCAAAAGUAUAUCAGACAUGGAUAUCAAAGAUCCACAACUUCUAGGUUCAUUUAAUUAAAACUAUUUUAAAGCAAUUAUUUUAUUUGAAACUAUAAAGCUAUUUAAAGUCAAAGCAAUUUUUAAUAAGUAUUUCAGUUUCAAAUCAGUGAUCCAAAUCCUGGUCUUUUCUCUUUGUGCUAUAUUCCUGGUGCAAAGACUCACAAGUAUCAGCAGAACUGCCUAUGAGAUCGUGAGGAGGUUGGGCAGCACGUCACCAACGCGUACGCACUGAGAAGCGAGCAGCCAGACGUUCUGUGUCACUCAGACACCCCACCCUUGUGACGUGGAGCAUCUCUUCAGCCUUCCCCAGCUAUGCCAAGGUAGCAGCCCUGCAAAGCCUCCCAGCAUCUGAGGGAGCAGAACAGGCACCUAUGCACAGGCUGUCCAGCUCCUGAUCUGCGCUGCUCACUCCUCAGUUACAGCCAAGGGUUCAAAUCUGGAUCCAGUUUCUGUUGGCAUUCCUUUUUGAAAAGCUGAUGGUGCAAAUUCAUGCUUUGUUUGACAAUUCUGUUAGUGCAAAUGGUCUGUAGUACAAGAUCAAACUUGCAGCUAUCAACAGAACCAAAUUUGCUUUGCAUUGGAACUCCAAAGAGUGUGCAGGCUGGCCUGAUGUUGGCUUUCCUAUGUGUUCUCUUCUCUUUGGAAUACUGGUGACACUGCUUCCAGCUGGGUGACCUGAGAGCUUAGGAUCCUGCAGACAUGUGAAUCAAAGCAAAAAGAAACAGUGGAUUUGAACAGUUACUACUCAUCUGAGUGUUUGAGGUAAAAUAAUAUCAAGCAACAGCUAAGAUUGUUUCAGGAGAAGGAAAGCAGUGGAAAAAGGCUUCCCCUUCACACACACACUGAGUGCAUUUUAAAGUCUUUUGCAUGUAACUUUUUAUUCAUUGUUUCCUUCCCUGCCACUGUCUUUAUGGCUGUUCUGCUUGGCAAUAGGGCGACCAUACUGUGCUGAGUUGAAAACAUUUAGAAUUGGUAGGAAAAUUCAGGAAAUGGUUCCAUACUUGAGAAUAGUUUAAAAAACUUUUCAUAAAAUAUGACUGGAUUUCAGGCUGCUAGUGUACCACAGAAGUUGUGCCACUUAAUCACCUGCAGCACUCUGCUAGAAACCCCCACCUUCCUGUUUAUUCUUUGAGCAUAAUUAUUUCAAAGAGAUUCUUGUGAUAAAGAAAAAACCAACAAGGCUUUUUAUGUAGAUUCAGCAUUAUGCUGCCAAAAGAUCUGACCACAUAAUUAACACCCUCACCCCAAACAGCCUAGACUAGACCAAGAAAGGCACUGUGCUGUAGUGUAGCCACAGUAUACUACAGGCUUCUUCUCAAGACAGUGUAAGGAAAUAGACAUUCCACAGCCCAAGUAUGCCAGCAGAAGUUUGUGAUCUCGACACAGGCUGUGUUUUAAUUUUUUUUUUUCCAUUAUCUUUGCUUUCAUACCUGGAAAAUGCAUAGUAGCCCUGGUGACAAGCAGUAGGAAGUAUUGUAACAAAAAGGGAAACUCUCAUUUAGGGUUCUUGGUAGUAAAGGGCAAGUUUGAGCUAUCAAGUAAACAGAGUACAUUGGAAGUCCAGAUUCUUGUGUGACUGGGUACUGUUCCACUCAAUAACCUAAAGGGAUGAUCCUCCUAAGGAAACGUGUUUGUCUGCUUUGUACUGUAAUGUAAAACCAAGAACAUCUGAAAGGAAUCAAAGUUAUUUGUAACAAAUUUAUCUUAAGCUUCUUUUAGCAAAAGGAGUAAAUAACUGUCUUUGAAAGUCACCCAAGCUUGUAAUUUACAUACUGUAGCAAAAAAAUAAAAAUAAAAACUGUCCCAAAGAAAAUACAUGAA
Molecule: messenger RNA, 6525 nt
Organism: Vidua chalybeata
Lineage: Eukaryota; Metazoa; Chordata; Aves; Passeriformes; Viduidae
Gene: CNST
Product: consortin, connexin sorting protein
Exons: 12
Coding region: 273-2429 (718 amino acids)
Biological process (GO): positive regulation of Golgi to plasma membrane protein transport
Cellular component (GO): plasma membrane; transport vesicle; trans-Golgi network
Molecular function (GO): connexin binding
Source: RefSeq, a predicted model, not a curated record